This is a messenger RNA of Cyprinodon variegatus (sheepshead minnow), 2717 nucleotides long. It is a transcript of the gene gpr18, whose product is annotated as G protein-coupled receptor 18. Gene Ontology annotation, cellular component: membrane. Lineage: Eukaryota; Metazoa; Chordata; Actinopteri; Cyprinodontiformes; Cyprinodontidae. The transcript is spliced from 3 exons. The coding region runs from base 140 to 1159 and encodes 339 amino acids. Gene Ontology annotation, molecular function: G protein-coupled receptor activity. The record is from RefSeq and is a predicted model, not a curated record. Gene Ontology annotation, biological process: phospholipase C-activating G protein-coupled receptor signaling pathway; positive regulation of Rho protein signal transduction.
CACUUCCCUAUUUUGACUGUAAGUUAAGACAUUUCUACACAGAAGUUACUUUCACUUCACAAACCUGUUGAUGUGAGCGGAUCAGGAUGUUUGUUUGAUUAACACGAUAUAGUCAGUUUGGAUAACUGUUAUCAACAUCAUGCAUUUGGAUCUAAACUUUUCCAACAUGUCCAUAAAUUCUAUGGCUGGGAAGGCGGAGCAGGGCCCCACUGAGUACCGCAUUGCCGGCGUGGUCUUUUACAGCUUUGUCUUCGUCAUAGGAGUCAUUGUUAACCUCACCGCCUUGUGGGUGUUUGCCUUGACCACCAAGAAGAGAAACUCAGUCACCAUCUACAUGAUAAAUGUUGCCCUCGUGGAUCUCACCUACAUUCUGCUCCUGCCCUUCAGGAUGGUUUACCUCCAUCAAGACUAUUGGCCCUUUGGAGACAUGUUCUGCAGGAUAACAGCAGCUCUAACCAUCUUUUACCCGUGCAUGGCUCUGUGGUUGUUGGCUCUGAUCAGUACUGACCGCUACAUGGCCAUUGUUCAGCCCAAGCAUGGCAAGGAGCUGAGAAAUGUCCCAAAAGCUGUAGUGGGCAGUUUGGGGGUGUGGGUCAUGACUUUAGGCAGCAGCGUACCACUGCUAUUCUCUCAGGAAGAUCCUGAUCAGAUCUCCAACUACACUACUUGCAUCAAGAUGCAAGACAUCAUUUACAUGCGCCGUGAGAACGCUGUCAACUUCGUCAGACUCAUUUUCUUCUUUCUGGUCCCCAUAUGUAUCAUGAUUGGCUGCUAUAUAGUCAUUGUGGACAAUCUAAUUCACGGACGCACCUCUAAACUUAAACCAAAAGUGAAGGAAAAGUCCAUACGGAUCAUCAUCACGCUCAUCGUGCAGGUGCUGGUGUGCUUCGUGCCUUUCCAUAUCUGUUUGGUGCUUCGCCUGCUGGGGAACGGCCAUGACGGCGGGUUCAACACAUGGGCCGUCUUCACCACUUUCCUGAUGAAUCUAAGCACAGUCUUGGACAUCAUCUUGUAUUACAUUGUCUCAAAGCAGUUUCAGGACAGGGUGAUCAGUGUGGUUUUGUACAGGAACUACCUGCGUAGCGUCAGGCGAAAAAGCCGGCACACACACACAGGAAGUGUCAGGUCGCUGAGCAACCUAACCAGCGCAAUGAUAUGAAACUUCAUGGCACAGAUACUGUUCCAAGAAUAUGCACGCUGAAUGCAUCACUGUGUACUGUUCAUGUAUAAUUACCUGAAGGAUCAAGAAACUGCAAUUAAUUUUCCAAGUGCAAUUUACACUCACAGUAUGGGAGUGCUGCUGUUGUGGCGAAAACAUCUGUGUUCAGAGCUGAUUGACUCACCCAUGAGACUUGAGUUGUUUUGCCGUUCCUUUUAUUUUUCUUCUCUGAUAUAGAAAGCUUCUGCGGCUCAGGUGUGAUGCGUGCAGGUUCAAAUAUAAGUGUUUUAAAACAGAACAUGAAGUAAUUCAGCACAAGCAUCGAAACCUUAACAAAGAAGAAUAAAGGGGUCUUAGAUGCUCCAUAGGAAGAAAGUGUGGGUUGUUAAAGGUUGAUGUUUGGUUGCUGCACCACAUUUAAAAGGUCAUUUCUCUUCAGCAACUUAGCUCUGUGAGGGCGGAGUGAGCAAAUCUAGCCAUGAGUGAUGCAUGAUGUCAUCCUUCUGCUUUUCAAAUACACCACAUGUGUUUGACUUCUGCCAUUUCAUGUUUGUUGAGUUUAGGACCGACCACUUCAGACAGGAUGCAAUUUCUGCUAAAACUGACAGUAAAGGUUGUUUCAAAGGUUGCUUUAAAUGAAUCGACCAGGUGAUGGCAGCAUGGCACAGCUUAGACUCUGUAGGCUUGUCAAAGCUCCACACAUACAGAGCUUUUAAAAACUUUACCAAAGUUGAGAUCCAAAUAAUCUUAUCUCUGGUACUUUGAUUAAAAUAUUUCUUAUACUCAUAUUCAUAAAAGUAAAAGUGAACCUUAUUUUUACAGUUAACCACAGUCAUAACAGCUUCCUCAACCAGGAAUCUGACUAAAGCGUGUUUAUGGUGCAAUGUGAAAAGUAUUGAUUAGGUGUUAAAUGAUUUAGUUGCUUGGAGUGCAUUUACAGUAACAUGCUCGAGAGAUGUCAGAGAGGCUAUUUACAAGAUUUACUGCAACCUUAACCUUUAAACAGAAAACCUUUUUCAGCUCAGGGACGUUUCAGGUUUCUGUACCAGGUAAAACACCCAUUUUAUUCUAUAUGUCUUUCUAAACAAAAAGUAAUUAAGUCAAAUCCAAACCCUGGAGCAUUAGAGGAGGCUUAAAGAAGUACAAAGGGAACAUUUAUAAAUACUAAGAUAUAUUGAAAUCUACAUCAGAAAUUUAAAGAGUUAAUCUACGUUGAUCUUCCCAAAAUAUGUUAAAAAGAAAUAUCUAGUUGAACAUAUUUUGGAGUAAACUGUUGGAAUAAAAAGAGACUAAUACUCAUUUUCUAAAUUUACAAAUUCUUAGUUAUAACAAAAGCCCACGUAAUCCUACUAAAUGACUGAUGCCUUAUUUACUUACGGUAUUAUAAGGAACUCUUAGUGAAUAUGGUAUUCAAAACUUGUAAGUAUUCUAUUGUUUUAGAAAAUGAGAUGGAAAUUCAAAUCAGUUCCCUUUCGAUUACUGGUCUGAAAACAUAUUAUUUCUUGCUUUGACCGUUUCUCACUUUCUGCCAAUAAAUUACCUUAUAAUAAAUUGAUUU